Molecule: messenger RNA, 1940 nt
Organism: Cucumis sativus (cucumber)
Lineage: Eukaryota; Viridiplantae; Streptophyta; Magnoliopsida; Cucurbitales; Cucurbitaceae
Product: putative ALA-interacting subunit 2
Exons: 10
Coding region: 719-1600 (293 amino acids)
Cellular component (GO): Golgi apparatus; endoplasmic reticulum; plasma membrane
Source: RefSeq, a predicted model, not a curated record
GCAUAGGGAUGCAUACGAACAUUUUUCCACAAACAACAAAAAAAUGGAAACGGAGAUCGAGAAAAAUAGAGAAAAGGGUGGGAGCAGUAUCACUGACGACUCUUCACGGACAGCGAUUGCUCCUCCGUAGCUUCUCGUUCGUAUACCCAUGAUUUCGCUGCUGAUUCCAAUUUCUCUUUGCCCAAUCAACUCUGAUCGCUUCCAAUUCACGCAUCAUCUCAAUGCAUCGGUUGCAUUGUAAUCAAACUAUUCCUCUUUUCAGCUCCGUCUCACCUUUCCGAUGGUUCCAAGGCCUCAGUAGCUGACAGAAGAUUCUUGUCCUGUCUUCUUGUGCAAUAGCUUGAAACAUAGGAGCAGUUGCAAGUUCCUAGAACUUUUUUUAAGGGUCUUCCCAUUUAAGAUUAUGAAAUCUAUGGAUUUGGAUGGAAGCAGCAGUUUAGUGGCCUCUGAAGGGUCUGGAUCAGUUCCAGCUGGACAUGUACAAGCAAGGAGACAUACAGACUUGGAGAUGAUAUCUUGAACCCUUGCGGCAUGGCUGCAUCACAUGCUCCUUCCAGUCCGGUCAUCUCUGUCUUUUGCCUGUAUUUGCACUCCAAAGCAUUUGACUUGUGGAAAAUAUGUACAGUAGACUUCAGCCUAUUAUCGUUUUACACAACAGAGCCUCCCAGCUUGUAAGCCUGUGUUAACUCCUACAUGGGUUAUUUCUAUUUUCCUUUUAAUGGGAAUUAUUUUCGUUCCUGUUGGGUUUCUUGUCCUUCAUACUUCCCACAGUGUUGCUGAAAUUGUAUACAGAUAUGAUACUGAAUGUGUACCUGUGUCAUAUAAAAAUAAUAUGGUGGCGUAUAUUAAAGAUAGUUCAGUUCCUAAGCUUUGUUCCUUUUCCAUAAAGGUCAACAAGACUAUGAAAGCUCCAAUUUACAUCUACUAUCAACUAGAUAACUACUAUCAGAACCACCGGAGGUAUGUCAAAAGUAGAAGUGACAAGCAGCUGUUACAUGGACUGGCAUACAACGAUACAAGUUCCUGCAAACCAUUACAGUCGCAUAAUGGACUUCCAAUUGUCCCAUGUGGGUUGAUAGCAUGGAGUUUGUUCAAUGACACGUAUAGGUUUGUCCUUGGGAAAUCUGAAUUGAAGGUGGACAGGAAGAACAUUGCAUGGGCAAGUGACCGUGAACAUAAAUUUGGAAAGCACGUAUAUCCUUUUAACUUUCAAAAUGGAAGCUUGAUUGGUGGUGGAAAUCUAGAUCGAAACAUUCCUCUGAGUGAUCAUGAAGAUCUAAUUGUCUGGAUGCGCACUGCCGCUCUUCCAAGCUUCAGAAAGUUAUAUGGUAGAAUUGAAGAAGAUUUGCAUGCUGAUGAUGUUUUAGAUAUAAAAAUAAUGAACAACUACAACACUUACAGCUUUGGAGGAACAAAGAAACUUGUUAUUUCAACAUCAAGCUGGUUGGGGGGAAGAAAUGAUUUCCUUGGAUGUGCCUACAUUUUUCUGGGAUCUUCUUCGCUCCUGGUUUCUAUAUUCUUCACAUUGCUACACAUGAAAUCGAGGCCCUUCAGGGAAAUAAACUUCUCGUCUAGGAAUAAAGGCAGCAGUACGGAUUAAUGAUAUAUUGCUGUGAGUAGUUAGUUUCAUAAAGACCGCAAGUUUCAAAGAAAGAAGAAUAUACUCUUUGGGUACGACCGUUCGUCGGUAUGUUACAUUUUCAUCUCAAUUAUGUGCCAGCCUACUGUUACGUGACUGAUAAAAAUUGAAACAUUGCUAAGGUAGAAAGUGGUAGCUAUUUUUCAUUGUAAAUAUGCUGAACUUGCUCAAUCUAUAGAACACACACAAGUUAUAGUGAAUGAAAAGUUGUAUUAAACUUUACGCCUUUUUUUCCUAAUAUUACAUAGACAUCAAAUUUGUAGACAAUUUUUUGAUAUUUGUAUUAAGAAAAUUUAAUGCU